UCCAUCGGGCUGCCCGCGGCAGCGACGACACGAGCGACGACACGAUGCACGGCAGCGAUGCGUAGCGUCGCGACCGCGGUCGCCCUGGGCGCCGCCGCCGCCGCCGCCGCCGCGCCGUCGUAUGGCGUCUGUUGGACACGCAACAAAGUCAACCACCGGCCGCCCAAGGCGCGCAAGCACGAGACGACGGAGCACCUCUCGUCGUCCGAACUGCGGAACCUCGUGCUCUCCGCCGCGUCGCUGAAACGGCGCUUCCCGGCCGUGCCGACUUGUCUGUUCACGGACCUGCCCCCGGACCUGCUGGAACGGGCGAUCCACGGCGUGCGACUCAAGAAGGGCGGCGAGUGGACGCACAACCUAAAACUCUUUGACGUGGUCCGGAACGACACGCGGGACGCAUUCGUGAAGACGAAUUUGACGGGUUUUGAACGGCGGUGGGCCGACGCGGCGGGGACGCUCGUCAAUUCCCGAAUAGGACGCAUCGGGAAUUUACAAAGGAGCCCCUUCGACGUCACGCUGUUUUUAGACGACGACACGUUCUUCUGCCCUUCCGUGGAUGUGGAAGAGGACCUCCGCGCGCUCUCUACUUUACCUUCUCGCAUCGCCGUGCGGGCGCACCCCUUCGACGUCCACGCCAAGGCCCCUCGCUUAAAGCAAGCGCACCGCUGCGCCUGGGAGGCGACGAAGCGGAAGAGGAUGGGAGGGAACUUUUCGCUCGUCGCCGCGGAGGCGACGUGCUUCGACGACCACGCGCCUCCCACUCUCUGGUGUUCCGGCGCGCAGGGCGGCGCCCUCCUCGUCGAUAGACGGGAGGACGUCGCGAGUUUCGUCGAGGGCUGGCUCGCGACCUACGUCAAACUGUACAAGGGCUUCGCAUCACAAACGUGGAAGGGCCGCGGCCACUUCGGCGCCGACCAGACGGCCCUCCACGACCUCUUCGCCGCCUCGAAGCUGUGCGACAAGGGCGCGGCCACCGACCUCUCCUUCGGCUACCUGCCGAACGCGCUGAACGAGCGCACGCGGCCCAAGCGGGCGGACUGCGCGCGGCCGCGCUUCGCGCGGACGCGCGUGCUGCACCACAAGAACUUUGUCAACGAGGGGACCCUGGCCGAGGCCGCGGCGCGCGUCGACGGUUUUUGUGGUGCGGCGAACGGCGGC
This is a messenger RNA of Pelagomonas calceolata, 1158 nucleotides long. NCBI's taxonomy places the organism in Eukaryota, Pelagophyceae, Pelagomonadales, Pelagomonadaceae. The record is from the annotation of a GenBank genome assembly.